Messenger RNA from Solea solea (common sole), 909 nucleotides. Its product is annotated as basic salivary proline-rich protein 3-like. Bases 1 to 909 code for a protein of 302 amino acids. NCBI's taxonomy places the organism in Eukaryota, Metazoa, Chordata, Actinopteri, Pleuronectiformes, Soleidae. The record is from RefSeq and is a predicted model, not a curated record. The transcript has 3 exons.
AUGAUGAGCCACAACCAUGCCUCCCGGACACCCCCCAGACCGAGCGCAGGGGAUCCGAUCCCCCACGUCCAGCGACGCCUCAUGGCCACCACUGCUGCCCUCACCCAGACCGCCAGUCCCAACACGGCCCGGGGGGUGAGCAGGAAUCGAGCGCUCAGGAGUGCACCCACGACCACCCCCCCCACCCCAGCCCACCGAUGUAUCAUCUGCGGUGGGGGGGGGCGUAGGGGGUGGGCAAGAGUGCCCCCCCAAGUAGGUUGCCAGCUUCCUGACUGGCAGGGCCAUAUGCCCCAUUCCCACUCACCCCCGGCCAAGAAGGGAGCAACCCGUCCAGGCCAGGGACACGCCAUGGCAUCCCAUGAGUGCCGCCGGGGCGGAGGACCAGAUACCCCCACACUCGACCAGAAGGGUCCCCAAAGCAAGGCGCCCCCCCGCGUGCCCCCCACCAUGCCCCCCCCCAAGGGACGGAGGACGCACAAGUCCGCCCCAGAGCGCAGCAGGAGCACAGCAGCGUGCACCGCCCCGCCACCCCGGAGGGCAGAUCCCAGGGGGGAUCCCCCCCCCCCCCCGCUAGGGGCCAACUCCACCCCCCAGCGCCCCGCAGGCCCCAGCGCACAGAGACCCAGAGCCCCUACCCCCACCCGCAGUGCGGCGCCAGCCCAGCCCCAGCCCACGGCCCACCACCCCCAACCCCCACGGGCCCCCCAGGCCAAGGCGGCAGUCCCCCCACAAAUCCACCCCAACCCCCGUAGGGCAGACCCACAGCCACCGAGGGACGGUAGACCCAGGGCCACCAACCCACACAGACCACCAGACAUCCCCAGUACCCCAGAUGCACGGCCCGCAACACCACGGACCGACCAGGGAAGACACAGUCACCAACCCGCCCUAGGAAAUAUAAUCAAUUAG